CGUCAGUGUGAACAAUAAUCAAAGCACAGACAGACGCUUUCAAACGCUGAUGUGGAGCUGAAGAUGGAAGACUUGAACUAGAUGAAAUAUUAUUUAUAUCCAUCGCGUCAGAUGAAUUCUACUGUCAAUGCAGCUCCAUCUGCUGCGCGCAGCACUCAGUGCGCAUGCGCGGUAUCCUUUUGAUUUCUUAAUAUUUAAUAUCAAUGGCUGACGCUGAUUUCUAAAGCAUCUCCUAAAAUUGCGAAAAAGCUUUGGCACGUUUUCUGAACGUCGAGGUGAACGUCAAUCUCUUGCGUUUUAUUCGACGAGCUUCGAUCAUAAUCAGUCAGAAUUCAUCCGUAGCUCCAAAAUGGGACAAAAAUGUCACAUUUAACCCUUUCCUCUCCAGUGUCGACAUUACCGCGAGUGUUCAUGUCACAGUUAAAGCUAUGCAUGCUAAUGUAGCCCUGGCUGAAUAUAAUAAGAGCUUCUGAAACAUGCAUUCACACCAAGAGCUCAGCUGCUGAGUUUAACACCAAACACUUGGAGAUCCAUGACUUGAGUUUAGUCCACAACUGACUGUGAUGAUGAAGAUGAUGAUGAUGAAGAUGCAUCCUACUCUUCAGAAGAUGAUGCGUCAGGGGUCCGGGGCCGGCAGUGAUUUCUGUGUGGACAGCAGGCCGUCAUGUUUAGCCGAGGAUGGGAGGCUCUCGCCAAGCCACUUUGAUUUGUGCCCCACGAAGUUCUAUCAGUCUUCUCCUCCUCAGCGCCCUCGGCAGAUGUGCUUCGCUUACCUGCCUCCUCCCGGCGUCCUCAAACCCAUGGCGUGCCGCGAGGAGCCGCCGCUGUCCCCGGGGCCCGCCGCCGCUCAGACCAACAACAAGAGCGACUCCAAGAAGAAGAGUGCGUCAGGGAGAUCUGGGAAACGCGGGCGUCCGGCGGGCACCACCAAAUCAGCCGGGUACAGAACCAGCACAGGCAGACCUCUGGGCACCACCAGGGCCGCCGGCUUCAAGACCAGUCCGGGACGGCCGCUGGGCACCACCAAAGCCGCGGGGUAUAAAGUGAGUCCCGGUCGCCCGCCGGGGAGCAUAAAGAGCCAGUCGCGCCUCAGCAAACUGAGCUACAGCGCCUGCAGCGGAGCCGCGUUCCCCUACAGCGUCAUGCACAAACCUGGAGCCUGUGACGCUGCGCUGAAGGAGGAGACGACCACAGAAACGCCAAAAAUGCUGUUUCAAGCUCCGCCGUUCCUCCUCAGCGGCUUCCCCGUACGAAACCAAAAAACCCCUCCGCCGAUCAGCGUCAUGCCAUCGGAGGCCUUUUCCCCGGCGGCCGUGUGUCCAGACGGCGGUCAGUCGAGGAACGCUCUGCCGGUACCCAUCCACAGCGCUCUGCCAUCAUACUCCUGAACUCGUCUGUCACACACACACACACACACAGGUCACUGGACUCUGCUGACCGUGGCAGGCCGUCUGGCCGUUUCUCCCUCCUCUGAAGCUGUAAAUACGUCUCUGACGCUCUGUGGUCACUCUGAAUGUCCAUUGCAUGUCAUGUUGGGUUGUUCAUGGGCUUGAUUCACAUAGUGACACGAUAACGAGUGCAAUAGUUUCAUCGAAGCGUGUUUCUCUCAUUCCAGCACUCCACCAAAGAACUCCAGCAGCUCUCUAUAGCGUGUGCAUGGUCAGGAGAUGUGAUGGAAACAUGACACACACUCUGUAACUACACACGCCAAUCACCACACGUCUUGUAAUAGUUCCUUUUGUAUUGUAUUUAUUAUUCUGACUCUGAUGAUUAUUGUUGGUGUGGGAAUGCUGUCAGCAUCUUGUGAACAAGUGAUGUAAAAAUCUUCUUAUGGUUUAAUAUCACGAUGAUUGAGAUGAGUAGUGCGUAGCCUGUUAGUAGCAAUGUGUGGCUUUAAGAGCAGGUUUAUGUUCAAUUUGUUACAUUCAUAUAAUCAGUGACGUGGGCUUUUAUUUUUUCCUUGUUUAUUUACUUUGUAAUACAGUUCCAAUAUGAAGAAAUACAUGUUUGUGUGUGUUUUAUUAAAAUGUAACUACAUCAA
This is a messenger RNA of Onychostoma macrolepis, 2041 nucleotides long. RefSeq names its product chromosome 21 C5orf24 homolog (gene c21h5orf24). Bases 564 to 1388 code for a protein of 274 amino acids. The record is from RefSeq and is a predicted model, not a curated record. The transcript is spliced from 4 exons. NCBI's taxonomy places the organism in Eukaryota, Metazoa, Chordata, Actinopteri, Cypriniformes, Cyprinidae.